AUGUACUCGGCGAUUCAUUCUCUGCCGCUAGAAGUAAGUGGGGUGGGUGGUGGUGGUGGUGGUGAGUUUCCGGGGGCUUUGGAGGGGACUAACUUACCUGGGGAUGCGUGCUUGAUGUUGACUUCGGAUCCGAGGCCUCGGCUCCGGUGGACGGCGGAGCUCCAUGAGAGAUUUGUUGAUGCUGUUACUCAACUGGGUGGCCCCGAUA
Messenger RNA from Ilex paraguariensis (yerba mate), 208 nucleotides. NCBI's taxonomy places the organism in Eukaryota, Viridiplantae, Streptophyta, Magnoliopsida, Aquifoliales, Aquifoliaceae. The record is from the annotation of a GenBank genome assembly.